AGACGCAAAGCAUAGAUGUCUGAUUGUCCAUUUUUUUUGUCUUUGCAGCUCGACAGGACAGAAACAGCUAUAAACAACCUUAACCCAGCCUUCUCCAAGAAGUUUGUUGUUGACUACCACUUUGAAGAAGUGCAGAAGCUCAGGUUUGCCCUGUUUGACCAGGACAAGUCGAGCACGCAGCUGUAUGAGCAUGACUUCCUUGGCGAGUUCUCCUGCACGCUGGGCACGAUUGUCUCCAGCAAGAAAAUAACGAGAACUCUCCUUCUGGGGAAUGGCAAGCCAGCUGGGAAGGGGAUGAUAACGAUAGCUGCCCAAGAGCUGUCAGACAACAGGGUGAUUACUCUGAGUAUGGCUGGCAGGAAACUGGAUAAAAAGGACCUGUUUGGAAAGUCAGACCCCUUCUUGGAGUUCUAUAAACCCGGUGACGAUGGGAAAUGGAUGCUGGUCCACAGAACGGAGGUGAUCAAGUACACAUUGGACCCCAUCUGGAAGCCGUUCACUGUGCCUUUAGUGUCACUGUGUGAUGGAGAUGUGGAGAAGCUGAUUAAGGUCAUGUGUUAUGACUACGACAGUGACGGGGGACACGACUUCAUUGGGGAGUUUCAGACCUCAGUGGCCAGGAUGUGUGAAGCCCAAGAUGCCUUUCCAGUAAGUGCCGACACGUUUUCUGUGCAGAACGGGGCAAAGGCAGUGGUGGCCACUUUCUUCCUUGGACUGAGACCUUCAGCCUGUGCUGAGGAGGCUCUGAGAUGAGGAAGAGCUGCUUUU
Messenger RNA from Meleagris gallopavo (turkey), 768 nucleotides. NCBI's taxonomy places the organism in Eukaryota, Metazoa, Chordata, Aves, Galliformes, Phasianidae. The record is from RefSeq and is a predicted model, not a curated record.